AUGCGGUGCUUCUCCUGCUUCAAUCCAUCUACUACACAUGAUCCAUCUGAGGAUCAUUAUAAAACCGCCAUCAAACUCUCGCGGCAUGAAGAAGAAGAUCGCAUCGUGCGUCUGAGAAGAGAAAAAGAUGAACAGAUUGAAUUUGAGAGGGUCAAGGAAGAAAGUUUGAAGUUAGCUAAGGAAGAGGAGGAAAAGAGAAGAUUGGAAGAAGAGUCAAAGGAGAAAGGCAAAACUAAGCAAGUGGACGAUGAUCAAGUGGAGGAUAAGGGACAGAUUAACGAUUCCAAAGACAAAGAUGUGAAUCCUCCUCCUCCUCCUCCUCCUCCUCCUAGCAUAUGCAAUGGUUGCAAAUCUGAGAUCAAAGAUGGAUCAUCUGUCAAUGCCUUUGGUGAUCUUUGGCAUCCUGAAUGUGUGUGUUGCCUUCAUUGCCACAAACCAGUUGCUAUGGACGAGAUUUCAAGAAAAGGAAAAUUUCACAGACCUUGCUAUAAGGAGCACCGUCAUCCCAACUGCUACGUCUGCAAAAAUAAGUUUCCUUCAACAGAGAAAGGUAGAGAGUACAAGGAGCAUCCGUUCUGGAAGGAGAAAUACUGUCCUUGCCAUGAAGAUGAUGGAACUGCCAAGUGUUGCAGCUGUGAAAGAUUAGAGCCUAGGGGAACAAACUAUGUGAUGCUUGGUGAUGAUCGGUGGCUAUGUCUAGAGUGUAUGGGAUCUUCGGUUAUGGAUACUUACGAGUGCCAUUCUUUGCAUUUGGAAAUCCGUGAGUUCUUGGAAGGCUUAUUCUUGAAAGUUGACAAAGAGUUUCCUCUUCUUCUUGUUGAGAAACAAGCUCUCAACAAAGCUGAGGAAGAAGAGAAGAUUGACUAUCAUCAUGCAGUGGUAACAAGAGGCCUCUGCUUGUCUGAAGAGCAAAUUGUCACAAGCGUAAAAAAAGGGCCAAAGAUGGGAUCAAACAAAAAGCUAGUAGACUUGGUUACAGAGACUCAAACGGUGAGUACUGGAUGCGAGGUCACUGCAAUUCUCAUCAUAUAUGGACUUCCUAGGUUACUCACAGGAUCUAUCUUGGCUCACGAGAUGAUGCAUGCUUGGCUUAGACUCAACGGUUAUAGGAAGCUUAAGUUAGAGCUGGAAGAAGGAUUAUGCCAAGUGUUAGCCCUUAGGUGGUUGGAGUCUCAGACAUUUGCCUCUGCUGAUGCUGCUGCUGCUUCUUCUUCUUCUUCUUCCCGCACUCCUCCUGCUGCAACCACGUCAAAGAAAAGUGACGACUGGUCCGAUUACGAGAAGAAGCUUCUCGAGUUUUGCAUGUACCAGAUCAAAGAAGAUGAUUCACCGGUCUACGGUCUCGGAUUCAAACAGGUUUAUGAGAUGAUGGUCUUGAAUCAUGACAACCUUAAGGAUACUCUAAAAGACAUUGUUAGAGAUUCAAAUAUUUGA
Messenger RNA from Microthlaspi erraticum, 1434 nucleotides. The record is from the annotation of a GenBank genome assembly. Lineage: Eukaryota; Viridiplantae; Streptophyta; Magnoliopsida; Brassicales; Brassicaceae.